AGAUAGGGACCAGGGUUCGGAUCAGUCAGGGCAGAGCAGAAGAGGAGUGGAUUGAGUGUGGAGUUGAAUGCAAAGCAGGAAAAGGAGAAGGAAGAGGAUGGGUUUCCUCUAGCUCUAAACCUAUAAUCCUAUGAAUGCUUGGGAAAAGGAAUAUCUUGAUUUGGAGAGUAUUUAAGCUUUCUGCUUUACUGAGAGGGGGAGGGGCUGCCUGUAAUAGAGUUGGCAGGCACCAGAAGAUCUCAUCUGAAGCCAAAACUGUGUCAGCUUGCAAACUAGGAAAGAAGUUGAACUGACCAAGCUGAACCAUCACAUCAGGUACAAAGAUCCUGUGUUUACCUUGCUGCUUGUCGAGACAAGUGUGUGGGACGAUGAGGCUGAGAUUAGCUCCUCUGCUCCUAAAGCCACUCUGGGGCUCCCAAGACUUCUAUAGGCCUCUCCGCUAUGUGAGCACAGGGCUGCCCAGCCCUCAAAAGACCUUCGCCGAUUUUGAAGCCAUUCACCAAGGAAAGCAGGCGAUACCAGAGUAUUUUAAUUUUGCCAGUGAUGUGCUAGACAUGUGGAGUCAAAUGGAAAAGGCUGGAAAAAGGUCCCCAAAUCCUGCUUUCUGGUGGGUAGAUGGUCAGGGAGCUGAGGUAAAAUGGAAUUAUGAAGAGUUGGGGAUCCAAUCCAGGAAGGCAGCCAACGUUUUGUCCAGAGUAUGCAACCUGCGGCCAGGGGAUAGAUUGCUGAUGAUUCUCCCCAGGAUCCCUGAAUGGUGGUUGGUGACCGUGGCUUGUAUGAGAACAGGGGUUGUCAGCAUCCCUGGAGUCUCCCAGCUAACUCUGAGGGACAUCCAGUACCGACUUCAGGCAUCCGGUGCCAAAGCCAUCAUUACCAAUGACUCCUUAGCACCUCAGGUGGACACCAUUAGUGCUGACUGUCCUUCCCUCCGGACAAAAGUGCUUGUUUCUGGCAGUACCCGGCCUGGUUGGCUGAACUUCAGAGAACUAUGCCAAGUGGCACCUGAAGAACACAACUGUGUGAGGACUAAGAGUAAAGACCCAUUGGUUAUUUACUUCACCAGUGGCACCACAGGUUCACCCAAGAUGCUGGAACACACCCAAGUCAGCUAUGGAUUGGGCUUUGCCACCUGUGCAAGCAAGUGGACAGAUUUAUCAGAUUCUGACAUCUUCUGGAACACAUCUGACACAGGCUGGGUCAAAGCCUCCUGGACCUUCUACUCUACUUGGAUAACAGGAGCCUGCCUUUUCAUCCACCAGCUGCCAAAAGCUGACACCAACGUGAUCCUGGAUACACUCUGCCAAAUGCCAAUCACUACCUUCUGUUGUGUUCCAACCAUGUUCCAGAUGCUUGUACAAUAUGACUUGACCAGGUACAGAUUUAAGAGCCUGAGGCACUGUGUGACAGGAGGAGAGACCCUCAAUCCUGAUGUGAGAAAAAAAUGGAAGAGAGAGACAGGUCUGGAGUUGCAUGAAGGCUAUGGCCAGUCUGAAACUGUUUUGAUCUGUGCCAAUCAAAAAGGAAUGAAAAUCAAGUCAGGUUCCAUGGGGAAAGCUUUUCCACCUUAUGAUGUCCAGAUUGUAGAUGAUGAAGGCAACAUCCUUCCUCCAGGAGAAGAGGGUAACAUUGGCAUCAGAAUCAAACCAAAGCAGCCCUUCUGUUUCUUCACAGGCUACUUGGACAAUACUGAGAAAACAGCCUCUUGCAAACGGGGGGACUUUUACCUCACUGGGGACCGUGCCCAUAUGGAUGAAGAUGGUUACUUCUGGUUUAAGGGAAGAGCAGAUGAUGUGAUCAAUUCUUCAAGUUACCGAAUUGGACCCUUUGAAGUAGAAAGCGCCCUGUCAGAACACCCGGCUGUUGUCGAGUCAGCUGUGGUCAGCAGUCCAGACCCCAUCAGGGGAGAGGUGGUAAAAGCUUUCGUAGUUUUAAAUCCAAAUUUUGUAAACCGAGACCCAGGGGAGCUGACUCGAGAUCUCCAAGAGCAUGUCAAAAGGUUGACGGCACCAUACAAAUACCCCAGGAAGGUGGAAUUUGUCCAAGAGCUGCCAAAGACAGUCAGUGGGAAGAUUCAAAGGAGCAAAUUAAGAAAGAAAGAAUGGAGGAAUUAAGAUGGCAUUGGUGAAGAUACUUAUUGGCUUUUCAGCAUUCCUUGCAGAGGCCUCGGAUUGGUCUUCCCCUCCACUUUAAGAAUGUCUGAGUCCUUUGGAAUGAAAAGCCUGCCCCUGAUCAUGCUUCAAGGAAUCAUCUUAGAAAUGGGCCCUUUGAAUAGCCUGGGUGUGCACUGUGCUAAUGUUCAAGAUGACCACUCAUAACGAUAAUAGCUUACCUUUAUGUGGUACUCUAGGUUUUAUAAAUUGCUUUAGUCACAAUAAUCCUCUGAUAUAUGUAGUGCAAAGACAAUUAUUCCCGUUUUAUAGAGAGGGAAACAGGAUCUACGAGCUGAGGUCAGAAACGUAACUAGAACUCACUAAGUUGGGGCAAAGGAGAGGAUUGGCUGGGAGGUGGGGACGGCGCAUGAGUCGAUGACCAAGAUGUCAUUCCAAACGUGAGAAUAGUUACACCAAAAGAGGGGUCAGCACCCUCCCCCAGAGUCCAAGUCAGCCCAGUUGGGGGUAGUGGGGAGUUCAGCUGGGCCCCAGUAGAGGAACACCAAGACGAUGGAAGCGGAAAACUCCAAGCAGCCGCAUCGCAUGACGGGACCAGCGUGGAGGACUCUGAGGCACAGUUCAGGUGUAGUAGUCGCCAUGACAGAAAGUCCCUCCAUCCUUCUCAAACUGGAAUCCAACAAUACGUUGUUACAAGAGACACGCUUGAAACCAUACAAUGAUCCAAGACAAUUCCCAAGAACCCAUGAUGAAGAAAGCUCGAGAGAGAGAACUGAUGAAUCCUGAGCGCAAAUGAAAGUUUAAUCUCUUCACAUUCUUUGUUCUUCUUGCUUUUAAAACUACGACUAAUAUAGAAAUAUGUUUGAUGUGAUCUCACAUGUAUAAUUGAUGUCAUAUUGCUUGCUUUAGUGUGGGAG
Trichosurus vulpecula (common brushtail) is the source of this 3025-nucleotide messenger RNA. It is a transcript of the gene ACSM5, whose product is annotated as acyl-CoA synthetase medium chain family member 5. The record is from RefSeq and is a predicted model, not a curated record. The coding region runs from base 369 to 2111 and encodes 580 amino acids. Gene Ontology annotation, biological process: fatty acid biosynthetic process; acyl-CoA metabolic process. Lineage: Eukaryota; Metazoa; Chordata; Mammalia; Diprotodontia; Phalangeridae. Gene Ontology annotation, cellular component: mitochondrial matrix. Gene Ontology annotation, molecular function: fatty acid ligase activity; fatty-acyl-CoA synthase activity. The transcript is spliced from 16 exons.